GUAUGGUGGACAAGUUUAACUAGCUGCAUGCGAAAUGUUUCAAAUGUAGGCUAAGAAAUAGCUCAAUAUUUCAUGUUCUGGACUGUUCAUGCCCAGGAGACAUGAGUUAUUGUUCAUAAAUUCAAUACCAUGCGACUCCAUAAAUUUGUUUAAUUUCCACCUGCGACGUCGAACAAAGCCGCUUUACUGGCAAAUAGUCCGUUUGCUAGCUAGUUAGUACAAUAGUUACUAGCAGCAAACGUUGAGUCAACAUGUGAACCGUGUCUCUUCUAUGUUUUUAUUUUAGUCCCCGAAGGAAACCUGGAGUAUUCGUCAGCAGGGAGCUGCCCCGGCUCGUGAUUGGAGGACGGCAUGCCACGUGCACAUUUCUUUACUAUGCCACAUUGAGAGCAUUUGGUUUACCUGACAAGCUACGUUGCACUGUGUUAAAGCGUCCUACAAAAGGUUUUGACUGCAGCUGCCGAGUAACCUUCUGCAGAGUGAACAGAGGCCAACCACAGGCUUUUAAAUUUUUAAUGCAUUAAAUUGGGACUCUUCUGAACUUUUUUUUUUUUUUUUAAUAACCACAAUGGCUUUGAGUUCAUUUGACAUCGAUGCACCACAAUGGGACCAGUCUACGUUUAUGGGCCGACUGAAACACUUCUUCAACAUCACCGACUGUCGCACAGCGCUCUUGCCUGACUCGCGCUUAGAUGAAGCCAAAGCUUUAGUAGAAAGCUGCAGGGCAGGAUCCAUCCCUCCCGGCACCACAGAGGAGCAGCUCCACUACGCUAAGAAGCUGUACGACUCGGCCUUCCACCCUGACACAGGAGACCGCAUGAACCUCAUCGGCCGUAUGUCCUUCCAGGUCCCCGGAGGCAUGGCCAUCACCGGCUUCAUGCUGCAGUUCUACAGGACAGUUCCUGCUGUGGUGUUCUGGCAGUGGGUGAAUCAGUCCUUCAACGCUCUGGUCAACUACACAAACCGUAACGCUGCCUCCCCGAUCACUCCCAAGCAGAUUGGAGUCGCCUACAUUACAGCAACCAGCACAGCGUUAGCAACAGCAGUCGGACUCAACCUCUACACAAAGAAAGCUCCUCCCCUUGUGGCUCGCUGGGUCCCGUUUGCAGCGGUGGCAGCAGCCAACUGCGUUAACAUUCCUAUGAUGAGGCAACAGGAAAUUCUGAACGGCAUCGCUGUCACAGAUGAAAACGGGAACAAACUGGGUCACUCUACGAAAGCAGCAGUAAAAGGCAUCACACAGGUGGUCAUCUCUCGGAUCACCAUGGCCGCACCAGGAAUGAUUGUCCUCCCCAUCAUCAUGCAGAGGCUGGAGAAGUACAAGUUCAUGCAGAGAAUCACUUUUCUCCACGGACCAAUUCAAGUGAUGAUGGUUGGCGUGUUUCUGAUCUUCAUGGUGCCGGCUGCCUGCUCCCUGUUUCCUCAGAGAUGCUCUAUGGCCGUGUCGAAGCUGGAGCCGGAGCUGAGAAACUCCAUCGUGUCUCAAUAUGGAGACAGCGUACAACAAGUUUACUUCAACAAAGGCCUCUGAGCAUGAGAGCGAUGAUUACUGUGACCUAGUCGACACACACAAGAGCACAUACAUGUGUGUUUGUGUCCUUUGUCGUGUUUUUGAAUUGAAUUGUUAGUCAUGAUGAAAUACUUAUUAGCUUCGUUAUCGUCAAAAUGGUGCUUAUCGAUCAGUGGGAUUUUUGAUCUUUUUUAUCUGAUUCUACUUCUCUUUCUUUCGGGUCAAAUGUUUUCUUACGUUAGACGUGACGGAUAAAAGGGGCAUUGUGUACUCCUGUUGAGAAACCAAAUGAUCUCCUCUCAGGAACAGCAUGUUUCUUUGCCAGAUUAGAUCUCUGUGUUAGUUUGUCUUUCAUGGUGUGACUCCUCUGUAGUUGUUUUCUUUGCCUGUUUAGUGUCUCAAUGUUGGAAAAUGCUUCUGUCUGCCAAGCCUCUUUACAAUCUGUGCCUUCUACAUAGUGGCAGGAGCAACAACGCUGCUGGAUUUUCUGUGUUUUUGUUGGUUCAUUGGUUCACUGUGAAACCAGAUAAAUACUUCUAUGCACAGAUUAAGUCUGAAAUUGUCAUGCAGUGUGGUGUGAGAGAAACAGUCAGAUGUUGUAGUUGUGUGGUUAAAGGUGGAGGAUACUGCCCUCUUCUGCCAGAACAAAGGUAGAUGUUUGACUUGUUUGCAUGAUUUAUCUCAGAGGUUUGCCAUUUGGAUCAUUUCAUCAUGUAAACUCUGACUAAGCUGGAAUAAAACCACACAAAUAUUUGGAAUAUAGAA
Molecule: messenger RNA, 2275 nt
Organism: Seriola aureovittata
Lineage: Eukaryota; Metazoa; Chordata; Actinopteri; Carangiformes; Carangidae
Gene: sfxn2
Product: sideroflexin 2
Exons: 12
Coding region: 569-1531 (320 amino acids)
Biological process (GO): serine import into mitochondrion; monoatomic ion transport
Cellular component (GO): mitochondrial inner membrane
Molecular function (GO): monoatomic ion transmembrane transporter activity
Source: RefSeq, a predicted model, not a curated record